ACUAAGGGACCCCGCUGCGGAGAGAAGGGAAAAGGCCGGGAGACUGUCUUGCAACCUGACAGUCCAGAUCCUGGGGCCCCAGGCUGAGCACCCCGGGAGAUUGCUCCGUAGGGCGACCGUGGGCGCAGAGAGAGACGAGCACGGGGCUGGAAAAGGAUCACGCGGGGCGUACAGUCCCUCCUGGAAUGGCCAGAGCAGUAGUGACCGCCAUCCCCUUGCCUCCUCAGGUAUGAAAGAUGCCGCCGAGCUUCUGGGCCACCGGGAGGCGGUGAAGUGUAGGCUGGGCGUAGGGGGCUCUGACCCCGGGGGCCACCCAGGGGACCUAGCGCCCAACUCCGACCCAGUCGAGGGAGCCACUCUGCUGCCUGGGGAGGACAUCACCACAGUGGGCUCUACGCCGGCCUCGCUGGCGGUGAGCGCAAAGGACCCGGACAAGCAGCCGGGGCCCCAGGGCGGCCCGAACCCCAGCCAAGCCGGUCAGCAGCAGGGCCAACAGAAGCAAAAGCGCCAUCGAACGCGCUUCACCCCUGCUCAGCUCAACGAACUGGAGAGGAGCUUCGCCAAGACUCACUACCCCGACAUCUUCAUGCGCGAGGAGCUGGCACUUCGUAUCGGGCUGACUGAGUCCCGAGUGCAGGUCUGGUUCCAGAACCGGCGCGCUAAGUGGAAGAAGCGCAAGAAGACCACCAACGUGUUCCGCGCGCCGGGCACGCUGCUGCCCACGCCAGGCCUGCCCCAGUUCCCGUCGGCUGCCGCCGCCGCCGCCGCCGCCAUGGGCGACAGCCUGUGCUCUUUCCAUGCCAACGACACCCGCUGGGCGGCGGCCGCCAUGCCGGGCGUGUCGCAGCUGCCGCUGCCGCCGGCGCUGGGCAGGCAGCAAGCCAUGGCGCAGUCGCUGUCCCAGUGCAGCCUGGCGGCCGGGCCGCCGCCCAACUCCAUGGGCCUGUCCAACAGCUUGGCGGGCUCCAAUGGCGCGGGGCUGCAGUCGCAUCUCUACCAGCCCGCCUUCCCCGGCAUGGUGCCCGCCUCCCUCCCCGGCCCCAGCAACGUCUCCGGCUCGCCCCAGCUCUGCAGCUCCCCGGACAGCAGCGAUGUGUGGCGGGGCACGAGCAUCGCCUCCCUCCGCCGCAAGGCGCUAGAGCACACAGUCUCCAUGAGCUUCACUUAAUACCGCCGCGCCCGGCCCGCUCCGCCCCCGGCACCGCCCCCCGGUCCGCCCCGAGGCCCCGGCGGCGCGCGCCCGGGCCCCCCGCUCCCUGCCCCGGCCCUCGCCCGGGCGCCCUGCCCCGCUCUCCCGCCGCGGCCCCAGCGCCGGCGCCCUGCUCCCUCCCCGCCCGGCCUCCACCACAUCUCGUCCGGCCCUUCCUUCCCUCCGUCCUCCACUCUCCCGGGCUCACCCCGAGCCUCGGCCCGCGAGGCCUCCCUCCCGCCUGAUUCCGCUCCCCGCACCCUCCCCGCCGCGCCCCACCCGCCUCACCUGGCCCCUCCCUCCGCCCAGUCGCGAGCGCCGGGCCCCACGCCUCCCCGCCUCCCGGCCCGCAUUCGUCGUGCUCGCGCCCUCCGCCUGGCCUUCCGACGGGCGGCAUGCCCACCCACACCUUCUCCACGACGCCUGCGGCCCCCUCGCCCCGCGCCUCGCCCCCGGUCCCUUCUUGCCCCGCUCCUCACGCCCCAGCCUCCCGCGCCCUGCCGAAAGCAUCCUUCCCGCCAUUUUACUUAGCAGGGAGUAGACUCAGGAUCUGAAAUCAGACACCAGUGGACUGGUUUGUGGGCAGAAACACACACACCCGCACUCUCGCUCACUCUCAGACACUACACACGCGCGCGCACACACUCAUACACAGUGCACCUAGGUCACACACGGACGUGUUCAAGGGACAGCACAAUGUUAGGAUUUUUGUCUAAAAGGAGGGCAAGCAUCUACUACCAACCGCCUCAUCUGAGGGCCUGAUUACAAUUUGAUUUAUCCCUGUAUUCUUGCACCGAACUCCUUUCUUUCUUCUCCCACUAGCCGUUCCUUGCCUUGUCCAUCCAGUCACAUACCUGCAGCCGUGUAUUGGCUUGCAAGAGAACGUUUCUGUUUCAUCUUUUAUUUUCUUAGGUACAACUAUGUGAGGGUAUUGAGGGAAGGCUUCUCAGGAGGAACAUGUCAGUGGAUUGGGUGGCUGGAGUAGACUAAAGCAGUCAUGUGAUGAAGAGGUGAUCUUACCCAUUUUGAUAAAUGUCUUUA
Molecule: messenger RNA, 2230 nt
Organism: Bubalus bubalis (water buffalo)
Lineage: Eukaryota; Metazoa; Chordata; Mammalia; Artiodactyla; Bovidae
Gene: OTP
Product: orthopedia homeobox
Exons: 2
Coding region: 230-1168 (312 amino acids)
Biological process (GO): regulation of DNA-templated transcription; neuron differentiation
Molecular function (GO): DNA binding; DNA-binding transcription factor activity, RNA polymerase II-specific
Source: RefSeq, a predicted model, not a curated record